AUGGUGAAGAAGAGUGGCAAUGGCGGAGGUGGCAAUGGUUAUAAAGGAGUGAGAAUGAGGAAAUGGGGGAAAUGGGUGUCUGAAAUAAGAAUACCAAAGACUAGAGAAAGGAUUUGGUUAGGUUCUUACGAGACUGCUGAGAAAGCUGCUAGAGCAUAUGAUGCUGCUGUUUUUUGCUUCAAAGGAGGUGCUCCACCCUUGUAUUUUCAAGCUCAGUCUGAUUGGAAACUGGAUUUGUAUGGGAUUGUGGUGGAGGUAGAGGAAACCAACCCCUUUGAAUGUCAUAAUGACUUGUCCUCUCAAAAUAAUUGUAAUUCAUUUUUAGUACCUAUUUUGUUGAUGAUAACUGCGACGACAGAAUCAAUACCAUAA
Papaver somniferum (opium poppy) is the source of this 372-nucleotide messenger RNA. Its product is annotated as dehydration-responsive element-binding protein 3-like. The record is from RefSeq and is a predicted model, not a curated record. Gene Ontology annotation, molecular function: DNA-binding transcription factor activity; DNA binding. Gene Ontology annotation, biological process: regulation of DNA-templated transcription. Bases 1 to 372 code for a protein of 123 amino acids. The transcript is spliced from 2 exons. Lineage: Eukaryota; Viridiplantae; Streptophyta; Magnoliopsida; Ranunculales; Papaveraceae.